Ceutorhynchus assimilis (cabbage seed weevil) is the source of this 1215-nucleotide messenger RNA. NCBI's taxonomy places the organism in Eukaryota, Metazoa, Arthropoda, Insecta, Coleoptera, Curculionidae. The record is from the annotation of a GenBank genome assembly.
CCCAUCUCAUCUGUGGCGUGCUGUUUUGUACUGUCUGUGCUGGGAACAAAUGACCAUAGUGCAAUUAAGUUUUUUUUUGUUAGAAAAUGGGGCAAUUUUAAGGUUCUAAUUUUUGUGAAAAGCUACAAAAAAUACACGUUCAGGAGUCCGAAAAUACCAAAAUGACGACGGAGGAAAAAUUUAACGCUGCCGUAAACGUAAUUAGAAGCCUCCCGAAAAAUGGUUCAUAUCAGCCCAGCAAUGAACUGAUGCUACGUUUCUAUGCUUACUUCAAACAAGCAACUUGUGGGCCCUGUUCAGGAUCACGCCCCUCAUUCUGGGACCUUGUUGGUCGGGCUAAAUAUGAUGCCUGGAAGAGAUUGGGUGAUUUGUCCAAGAACGAGGCUAUGACGAAAUAUGUUGAUGAACUUCAUUCUAUUGUUGAGACUAUGAGUUAUUCUGAUAAAGUUGCCAAUUUUCUUGAAGCUCCCACCAACGAGCUCGAUGGAAUUAACUUUGAUGAUUUGGAGCUAGUAGCUGGGGAUGUAUUGGAAAAAGUUCGUUCCCAGCCUAAUUCUCCUUUAGCUUCCAGAGAAGGUUCUCCUAGUAGAUUUAUUUCUAGCCUUUCAUCAUCACGUUCAGCCUCUCCAACCAUUCCUGUAGAAAAUUCUGAUCAUAGUGAUGACGAAUACAUAGAUACUAUUGAGAAUUUAGAGCCCAAAAAACACUUUCUUAAUGGUUACAUUCCUACUAAUGAAGAUCAAGAGCCUAUUUCCUCUCCAAACGACCAGAAAAUAGUUUCUCAUUUCUCCAGGGGACGCACACGUUCCCAUCAGCAUAAUCAAUUAGAUAUCUCUCAGGAAAUAGCUAAAACAAUUGAAAGUUUAAAAGCUGAUGUUCAGAAAUUAAGCAAUCAGGUUGCUACAGUCGAAAUGAACAAUAAAAAGGUUUUAUUAAGAAGAAAAUCAGGUGUAUUUGCCAAUUUACAGCCACAAACAGUUGUUUUCAUAAUUUUGUGGCCGUUUAUAGCUAAUUUUAUUUUAAACCGAUGGAUUUUGAGGAAAAAAUAACUAUGGAGGUAGUGGUUCUAGUGAUAUACUAUCGUGAUUUUUACAUUUGUUGUCGCUUUAUAAGUUAAGUAUAGUGGUGUUAAUCAUAUUUUAAUUUGUUUUUUUUUUAUUAUUGUUAAUUAUUUUUGAAUUUUAUAAUAAAUGGUUUGGUAAUUUAUAAAAAUAG